Molecule: messenger RNA, 243 nt
Organism: Penicillium cinerascens
Lineage: Eukaryota; Fungi; Ascomycota; Eurotiomycetes; Eurotiales; Aspergillaceae
Exons: 1
Coding region: 1-243 (80 amino acids)
Source: RefSeq, a predicted model, not a curated record
AUGACCAUCCAUGAGCCGCCUCAUCGUCCGGACAAGGGAAAGGGUUCUAAACGAUGGGGUUGUCAAUACCUCCGUAUUGUCCGUCUCGACAGCAACCGACAUGAUCCCCAGAUGAUGAGCAAUAUGGAGAAAACAUCCACUGAUCUGCUUCUCCCCGACUUGCUGGAAGACCAGGGAGCCUACAGGCUGCGAAUGCCAUGGAUCCAGUUCCAUGAUCUCUUGACACAGUCGAGAAACUGUUGA